GUAUGGAUGUGCUGAGGGUUGCUCUCUGGCUCAAAGUGAGCAUUAAGGUGUUAAGGUUCAUUUUCAGAAGGAUGAAAUUCCAGUUGGUAAAAUCUCUCCCUUCCUGUUGUGAAAUACCAUCUAUCCAUGCUGCUGCACUAGAAAGCGAAGUGGAGGUGGUGCAGCAUCCCAGGGCCCUUCACCACACCGCAGUGCCUGCUCCUGUUGUAGAACUGUCUUGAGUAGAUGUAGGACGGCCGGGAAGGGAGCUAUUUUCCAUGGCUGGUGGCUGUUAGGGGCCGAACACCUGCAGGGAGCGUGCUGCCUUUUCUGACAGCAGCCCAGGAGGCUUGCAAAGAGGAAGGCGCAUCAGUGAUGUUAUAAAAGCUUCCGUCUCCUUGUAUUAAAAUCGCAGUCGUUUGGCCUAGCAACCAGAGAGAGGCAACUCUCGGCAGGAAAAGCCCGGGCAGAGGGAGACCUUUGCAUCCGCAUUAGCCGGUUCGGUUUGCUCAAGAAUAGGCUCAAGAACGGGCGGAAUUGUGAACAAACAAGGCCCAAAACGCGCCGCUCCCCACAGGAACUGCGGGGUGUUUCGUUCCGGAAGUUUAAAUCCAGAGGGAAGCACCGCCCCGGGUCGCGCCCCGCCCUCCGUUGUGCGCGGCUGUGGCGCGGCCAUGGAGCUGCCCCGGGAGCUGCUGCUGGCCGUCAGCGACGAGCUGGACCGGGCCGAGCUGGCGGCGCUGAAGUUCCUCAGCCGGGACCAUCUCCCCAGGGGGAGGCUGGAAGCCGUCCGGAGCCCGUACGACUUGUUCGAAGCGCUGCAGGAGAAAGUCUUGCUGGAGGCGGGGAACCUGGCCUUCCUCAGGGAGCUGCUCUACCGCAUCGGGCGGAUCGACCUCCUGGUUUCCCACCUGGGCUCCAGCCAGGAGCAGGUGGAGAGGGAGCUGCGGGCGCCGGGCGGGGCGCGGGUGCCGCCCUUCAGACACUUGCUCUUUCAGCUGUUUGAAGAUGUCACUGAAAAUGAGCUGAUGUCUUUCAAGUUACUUUUGGUCAAUGAAUUGCCAAAAAGCAAGCUAAUCCGUGAGACUACAAUGCUUGACAUUCUCACUGAGAUGGAGAAGAAGGGCCUUCUGGGGAAAGACAACCUAAGUAUGCUGAAGAGUCUCUGUGAAAAAAUUAACAUCAGCCUGUGGAACAGAAUUGAAGAUGGAUUAAAGCUGUUCGGCCAAGGAGGGAUGCUCAUCACAGAGGAACAGAGGGGCAGCACAGGAUGCCCUGAAAGACAUCUGCUGUCAUCUGUAGCACCUGGUCCUCCUGGCAGUUUUAAUGACUCUUCCCAGCUGCUAGAAGCUUACAAAAUGACCAGCCGACCCUGUGGAGUGUGCCUGAUUCUGAAUAAUCAUAAUUUUGCAAAAGCUAGGGAAGGAGUGCUGCAACACAAACACAUGAAGGAUCGGAAUGGGACAGACAUGGAUGCAGCGGCUCUGAGGAAUGUCUUUAGCAAGCUUCAUUUUAGAGUAGAAGAAUAUAGAGACCUCACUGCAGAAGAAAUCCGUGAGACUGUGAACAUCUUCCAGAGUGCAGACCACGAGGACAAGGACUGUUUUGUUUGCUGUAUCCUGUCUCAUGGGAAAAAAGGCAUUAUAUAUGGUGUUGAUGGGCAGGAAGUACCUAUCAGGGAACUGACCACUUCUUUCACUGCACAGAAUUGCAGUUCACUUGCUGGAAAACCAAAAGUAUUUUUUAUUCAGGCCUGUCAAGGUGAUGCUUUCCAUAAAGGUGUGGCCAUUGAAACAGAUUCUGGAGAGGAAGAUUCUUCUGUAGAGCGAGAUGCGAGGCUUCAGCUUGACUGCAUCCCUGCAGAGGCAGACUUCCUCCUGGGCAUGGCCACCCUGCAGGAUUACGUCUCCUACAGAAGUCCCAGGGAGGGAACCUGGUACAUACAGGCACUGUGCCAGCACUUGGAGUACAGCUGUCCUCGAGGGGAAGAUGUUCUCACCAUCCUGACAGCAGUAAAUCAAGAAGUGAGCAGAAAAACUUGUGAGCGGGACUCAAAGAAGCAGAUGCCGCAGCCCAGUUUCACACUGAGGAAGAGGCUCAUCUUUCCUGUCAACUAAAUGGGAGAGAACUGCAUGGCAGAGAGAGCUGCUGCAGCCUGGAAUUGGCUGGUUUCAGCUCAGAAUUCAGUCAAACACGACAGACUUCACAGUGCCUGCUCUUAGCACAAGGGCAGAUAUUUUUGAUUGAAAAUACAACUACAGAGGAAAAAGCCUUACAAAAUUUGUAUUAACACAUUAACUUGUAUUAACUCUUUAUAUUUGAGAGCAUCUCUGAGAUGGUCUCUGAUUUAUCUCUGAUUUAUUUAGCUGAUCUCAGUGGUUUGCUGGCUAAAAUACACUUGGUGUCCUUUAUCAGCUGUGCCACAUUGCUACUGCUUUCAUAAGGUAUCUUUGCAAGGCAACUUUUAGAAGACAACCUCUAUAAAGCUUUGUGUACUUUAUGCCUAACCUUUGGAAAAUAAAGAGAGGAGUGCUGUAAAUUUUACAGGAUAUA
Molecule: messenger RNA, 2532 nt
Organism: Vidua macroura (Pin-tailed whydah)
Lineage: Eukaryota; Metazoa; Chordata; Aves; Passeriformes; Viduidae
Product: caspase-8-like
Exons: 7
Coding region: 654-2096 (480 amino acids)
Biological process (GO): proteolysis; negative regulation of extrinsic apoptotic signaling pathway via death domain receptors; apoptotic process
Molecular function (GO): protein binding; cysteine-type endopeptidase activity
Source: RefSeq, a predicted model, not a curated record